AUGGAUAUCCUCGUCUCUGCAAUACUAGGUGACCUCGUCAGUAGGUCAGCGUCAUUUGUGAUCAGCAAAUACUUCCAGCAGCAGCCUGGCAUCGGCAAGAUUCUCCAGAGGCUACAGAGUGUCCUACUGAGAAUCGACAUCAUCGUCGAGGAGGCCGAGGCGCGGCACAUCACCAACCAGGGGAUGCUCCGUCAGCUCAAGAUGUUGCAGCAAGGAAUGUACAGAGGCCACUACGUUCUUGAUGCCUUGAGAUUCCAAGCCAUUCUCGACGAGGAGGAGGGGGACGAGGAGAUGAGCCACUCGUCAUCUGCAGUGUCAAAAUCCAGUCCAAUCAAACGCCUUCGUUUCUCUCGCACCCGCAGUGGUAGUAGCAACAGAGAAGCACUGUUGUUUGGUACAAACAGCAACAUGCGAGAAGAGCUACACCGGAUGGUUGAUACCCUUGAAGACACCGUGGCUGGUAUGAAGGAGUUUCUUUUCUUCUUGGAGUUAUAUCCUCGGAUCCUCCGCCAACCUUAUGGCACGUAUCUGCUGUUGGACAACUGCAUGUUUGGUCGCCAAAUGGAAAGGGAACGGGUUCUGAAUUUCUUGCUUCCUCCUGGUACUACUUCAGACUUGGCUGUACUUCCGAUUGUUGGGCCAAUAAGAGUAGGGAAGAGCACUCUUGUUGAGUACGUCUGUAGGGAUGAGAGAGUGCGCGAUGGCUUCUCGAUGAUCCUGUUCUUUCCAGAAGGUAGUCUCAGGGAUGAAGGGGUGAUUGACCUGAAAAGAAACAAUAAUAAUGGUUUUGUAAGAUAUCAAAACUCUGCUUCUCAAAACAGGUUGCUGAUUAUUGUUGAAAUAGCUGAGGAUAUUAAUGAAGGAACAUGGAGAAGGUUGAAAUCUUCCGCGACCAGCAUGACACCGUGCGGUGGGAGCAAAAUCAUAAUCACCAGUAGGUCAGAUAGAAUAGUGAAUCUGGGAACAACAGAAGCACUUCGACUGGACUUUCUCCCUCCAGAAGCUUUUUGGCAUUUUUUCAAGUCGCUUGCAUUCGGAAGCACAAACCCUGAUGAACAGCCAAAACUGGCAACAAUGGCCAUGGAGAUUGCUUUGGAACAGAGACAGGAUUUCACAAGCGCACAUAUCGUUGCUGGGAUACUGCGAGCUAACAUCAAUGCUCGAUUUUGGCGCACAAUUCUUGAAUGUGUAAGAGCAUAUAAACGGACAAAUCUCCUUUUGUUUGACCAGCACCCAUACUUUCGUUUGCGGGUAGAUGAACCGGUGUACUAUUGGACCUUGGAGAAGAGCCGCAGAUAUUUCUUGAUUUGCAACUAUCAUCAGUCAGAUUCCACCGAGAGUGUUCCAAAGAUCAGUGUGCAGGACAUUCUCCUAGGACGUGGUGGUACACUACCCUAUGGAGAAUUUGAGGCUCUUUCAUGGAGGUCUAGCAUACCGCCCUACUACAACUACAUGGUAAGCUGUAAGAUGCAAGCACCACGACUUACAGUGGGAAGGAAGAGGCGCGUGCAUCAAGAGGAACAACAUUUUAUUUGA
This is a messenger RNA of Triticum dicoccoides, 1536 nucleotides long. RefSeq names its product disease resistance protein RGA2-like. Bases 1 to 1536 code for a protein of 511 amino acids. The transcript has a single exon. NCBI's taxonomy places the organism in Eukaryota, Viridiplantae, Streptophyta, Magnoliopsida, Poales, Poaceae. The record is from RefSeq and is a predicted model, not a curated record.